Fusarium musae is the source of this 1623-nucleotide messenger RNA. RefSeq lists its product as uncharacterized. Gene Ontology annotation, cellular component: mitochondrion; cytosol. The record is from RefSeq and is a predicted model, not a curated record. The transcript is spliced from 2 exons. Bases 1 to 1623 code for a protein of 540 amino acids. Gene Ontology annotation, biological process: glycolytic process; intracellular glucose homeostasis; glucose 6-phosphate metabolic process. Gene Ontology annotation, molecular function: D-glucose binding; ATP binding; fructokinase activity. Lineage: Eukaryota; Fungi; Ascomycota; Sordariomycetes; Hypocreales; Nectriaceae.
AUGUUGGAGGGUGGCUUAGGGGACAGCCAGCAGGCGACUGUUCAAUCGGUUGCCCAAGAAUUCGAGGUCGGGAGCGAAAAGAUACAGGAGAUAACGAAUCACUUUGUGAAGCAGAUAAAACAUGGUUUGAAAGACAAGCAUGCUUAUCAGAUACCAUCUUUCGUCACUCAUAUCCCAAGUGGCCGAGAGAAGGGCCUUUUUCUUUCAGUUGAUCUUGGCGGUACAAACUGUCGCGUGUGUGCUGUGACGCUUCAUGGCGACUCGACGUUCGAUGUGUUUCAGAGGAAGCACUUCGUCCCGCAUGAUAUUCGCGUGCACUCAAGUCACAAACCUCUAUUUCAUUUCAUCGCCCUGAAGAUCCAAGACCUCCUUCGCGAGCAUACGAGUGAGAGAAGUAGUGAGGGUUCCGAUGUUUCCUUCAACCUUGGCUUCACAUUCAGCUUCACUUGCGAGCAGACCUCUAUCUCCAGCGGUACCCUCGUCCACUGGGACAAAGGAUGGGAUAUCCCAAGCACUCUGGGCCAAGAUCCUUGCGCAUUACUACAGGAAGCGAUUGAUGAGAUCUCAUUACCAGUGCGAGUUUGCGUUCUGGCCAACGAUGCAGUCGGAACACUGCUUACUAGAGCAUAUACCUCGAAAACGAAAAACUCCACCUUGGCAUCUAUAAUUCUCGGGACCGGCACAAACGCUGCGUAUAUUGAGCGAGUGGCAAAUAUUCACAGACUCGAUACAACAGCCGAUCGUACACAACGACCUGAUAGUGACGGAAUCAUGGUGAUUAAUACAGAGUGGGGAUCAUGGGAUGACGGUUUGAAGGUUCUUCCUCAAACACGGUUAGACAAACUCGUCGAUGAGUCUUCUUCAGAUCCUGGAUGUGGCCUUCUUGAGAAGAUGGUCUCCGGCAUGUAUCUCGGGGAGCUACUGCGCUUAUCACUCUUGGACCUGAUGCGCGACGAUGCAUUAGAUAUGUCAUUUCCAGACGGUAGCCCUGUUUACGCCCACAUGGGUAUUGACAGCGCAUUCUUGUCCAAGAUCGCAGAGUCAACACCAGAGAAUUCGCCGUCAGCUUUAUCUUAUAUCACCGACACGAUAGGAGCAACGGGUGUGACAUCGAAGGACUUGCAGACUAUCCAAACGUUGGCUACUGUUAUCGUGAAACGAUCUGCUCGAUUAGUAGGUGCUGGCCUUGCUGCCAUCAUCAUACAGUAUGGCAGGCUUGAUACUUCAGGCAUGUCUCAGAAGACGGAUCUCGGAGGCCAUACACAUCAAAUACACGAGGUGUCGACAUCAAGGCAGACCGGCAGCCGGCGGAACACCUUCACACGAUUCAUACGUCGCAUGUUUGGCUGCAUAAGCCCGGAAGAACCUUUACCGACAUCGCCAAGCGGGUCGUCAUAUGACUCCAAGGAUACGCUUGAGUCUUCGGAAUUGGCAGAUGAGGUGAUUGAUAUUGCGGUCGAUGGCUCACUAUUUGAGUUCCAUACUGCUUUUGAGAGCUUUAUGCGUACUGCUCUGCGCGACGUUGAAGCUAUUGGGAAGGCAAAUGAAACGAGGAUAAAAAUAGAGCUUACACGAGACGGGUCGGGGACUGGUGCGGCACUCAUAGCUGCGGCUGCAGCGUAG